This is a messenger RNA of Opisthorchis viverrini, 591 nucleotides long. RefSeq lists its product as hypothetical. The transcript has 3 exons. NCBI's taxonomy places the organism in Eukaryota, Metazoa, Platyhelminthes, Trematoda, Opisthorchiida, Opisthorchiidae. Gene Ontology annotation, biological process: rRNA processing. The coding region runs from base 1 to 555 and encodes 184 amino acids. The record is from RefSeq and is a predicted model, not a curated record. Gene Ontology annotation, cellular component: nucleus; sno(s)RNA-containing ribonucleoprotein complex; small-subunit processome.
AUGCUCCUUCAGUCUUUUGAUAGCCCGGUAUUUAAAUGCAAAGAAAAGCCAUCCCAGAGUACCGGCCAGGCUGUUCCAAUAACCGCACAACAAAAGUCCCUUGUUGAGGAUUAUGAAAAUUUGUUUGCGAAGAAAAAUUUGUUGGAGAAAGAGCAAGAAGAUCCCGUGAAAAAUUCAAUACAAGCUGAAAUGCGUGAACUUUUUGAGAAGUUGGAUAGCUUGUCGCACCUACAUUUCGUCCCGUACAAGCAUUCCCCUGAAGCUACUGUACUUCAGAGCAAACAAGCUAUGGUCAUGGAAGAAGCAGGACCGGCAGCCACUUCUACAGCUGACCUUCUUGCACCUGAAGAGGUCUUCGCACCUCGCGGUGAAGUACUAAAAGGUGCAACAGAACUGACGUCGACGGAUAGGCGAAGGCACCGCAAAAAGCUUAUGCGAAUACGCUCCACACGUCGAAAACUCAAAACUGCCGAUCCCACGAAAAACAAGGAGGCAGCCCUGCAGAAGAUCAUCCGGCUGGCCCACAAGCCGGGUUCUAACAUCAAGAUUGUAUAGUUUAUCCAUGUUUUCACCUGUAAAUACAAAACCAAU